GCGAAAAAACGAGUGCGUGGACAAAGGAGCCCUGAGAGCUGCUGCAGCCACCACCAAGCCCUGCCCUGGGAGGCUCAGCACCUCUGCUUUUACAGGCACACUGCAAAGGACAAGCUCUGGAUUCCUUUCAAACCUUCCCAUUAAGGUCCAAAGAUGAAGACACUUCAGAGGAAUAUAAGUGUAUUCCAGCAAACUAAAAUCCUCUUGUGGAAAAAUGUGCUUCUCAAGUGGAGGAUGAAGAUGCAGAGCUUUCAGGAGUGGGUGUUGUCUCUGUUCUUUCUGCUGCUGAUGUUCAUAGUGAGCAUGUUCAUGAUGAACACUCGUUACCCCGAAGUGCCUUUCAGCCCCCUCGGGAAGCUGGAUGAUCCUGCCUAUAACGCCACUGGGGUCACCAUCGCUUUUACCCCCAGCACUGGGACCACAAGGCAGAUCAUGAAUAAAGUGGCCCUGAGCUCUUUAAUGACAGGUAUAAAACUAAAGGCACUGGACAAUGAGAGAGCCCUGGAGGAAGCCUGGAUUUCAAAUAAUGAAAUGAUAGGGGUUGUGUUUAAGGACAACGUCUCCUAUCGCCUGAGGUUUCCUACUGGGAAUGUGGUUGUUCCAAAUGACAACUUUGGACACAUAGACAGCUGUUACGACACCUCACCUCACUUCUGCCAAAGCCCAAAGUAUUGGUACAAAGGCUUCCUAUCCCUGCAGUCCAGCAUUGAUGCUGCUAUUAUAGAGGUGGUGGCAAAUCAUUCUGUUUGGGAAGAACUGGAAUCAAUUGGUGGUGUCCGGAUGAAGUCCCGGAGCGUCCUCUCCUCAAUUACGUUAGACUACGGUCACUUCAUGGUUACCAUCGUGAUGUGCUUCUCUCCAUUCAUGUAUUUCUUAUCCAUGAAUGUUGUAAGGGAGAAGAAGCAGCUCAAAGUACUGAUGAAGACAAUGGGGUUGUGUGACACUGCCUUUUGGCUCUCCUGGAGUCUGCUGUAUGCUGUGUAUGUGAUGAUCCUGUCCUGCCUGCUGGCAGCUCUCGGGGUGCAGGUAGCUUUCCACCUCAGCAGCUUCCCUGCCAUCCUGCUGCUGUUUUUCCUGUAUGGCCUAGCUUGUAUCCACCUGGUUUUCAUGCUCUCCUCCCUCCUAAGGACCUCCAAACUUGCCGCCUCCAUGGGAACCAUCAUCACUUUUCUCUUCGGAUGCCUGAGCCUGGCAGUGCUGAUAGAAAGUCUUCCAGAACCACUGAAGUUGUUUCUCAGUCUCUUCUGUCCUUUUGCAUUUAAUGUUGGCAUUGCAAAGGUUUUCUACUUAGAAAAAUAUGGAAUAGGUUUCUCUUUUUCUAACCUCAUGGAGGAGUCAUACUUUUUAUUUUCAACCUACAUUAUGCUGGUCUUUGACUCAAUCCUCUACAUGCUGUUAGCUGUGUAUUUUGACAGAGUCCUGCCAGGCAAAUAUGGCAUUCCAGAAUCCCCUUUUUUCUGCCUGAAGCCCUCAUACUGGUUGCAGAGCAGAAAAGUCUCCAGCAGGGAGAUGCCUAGAACAGCAGCAAGCCCCGAGGAGCUCCUUGGUGAUGAUGUAGAGCCGCUGCCCCCUGAAAUAAUGGGGAAGGAGGGCAUCAGACUCCACAAUGUUAAAAAAACAUAUAGAAAGAAAGACAAGACAGAAGCUUUAAGAGAUUUGUCCUUAAACAUUUAUGAGGGUCAGAUCACUGCCUUACUCGGGCACAGUGGGGCUGGAAAGACAACGCUGUUGAACAUACUGAGUGGACUCACUUCACCUUCUGAAGGCUUUGCAACUAUAUACAACUACAAGCUCUCUGAAACAGGAGACAGGGAAGAGCUUAAAGGGAUGGUUGGCAUUUGCCCACAGUUCAACGCACAGUUUGAAGUCUUAACGGUGAAAGAAAACUUGAAAACUUUUGCAGAAAUCAAGGGCAUCAAACCCAAAGAGGUAGAGCAAGAGGUGCAAACCAUUAUGGAGCUGUUGGAUAUCAGUAAAGUUCAAGACACUCAAGCUGAGAAACUGAGUGGUGGGCAGAAACGGAAGUUAUCCAUUGGAAUAGCCUUGCUUGGAAACCCCCAGGUUUUGCUCCUGGAUGAGCCAACAGCUGGGCUGGAUCCUCUUUCCAGGCACCAAGUGUGGAGCCUCCUCAAGGAGCACAGAGCUGGAAGGGUGAUCCUCUUCAGCACCCAGUUCAUGGAUGAGGCUGAUAUCCUUGCAGACCGCAAGGCCUUUAUCUCACACGGGAGGCUGAAGUGUGUCGGUUCCUCUCUGUUCUUGAAGAAAAAAUGGGGGAUUGGCUAUCAUUUAAGGAUCCAUGUCAGUGAGUCUUGUGACUUAGAGAGCGUGACAUCGCUGGUUAAACGGCACAUCCCCAACGCCAUAUUCUCAGGACACAGUCAAUAUGAGCUGAGAUAUAAACUACCAUUAGAAAAUGUGAAUAAAUUCCCAGAUCUGUUCAGUGGCCUCGACAGCUGCUCUAACCAGGGAAUCAUCAAUUAUGGAGUUAGCAUGACAACCCUGGAGGAUGUCUUCCUGAAACUGGAGGGAGAAGCCCGACUGCACCAAGAAGAUGAGCACGUCCUUGGGGAGGAGUGGGCAGAAGCAGGACCACGAUGCCCUGACGAGAUAGAGCCAGGCUCCCUGCUGCUCUCAGACACUGGGAAGGCAGUGGUUGGUGGCUGGGCUCUCUGGAGGCAGCAAGUCUUUGCCAUGGCAUGGGUGCACUUCUUAAAGCUUAAGAGUUCAGUGAAAAACCUGCGGUCAAUUUUGCUGCUCUAUGUGGUUUACCUGCUUCCUCUGGUUUUGCAACUCUGCCUGAUCAGUGCCUGGCAGAGUGUGAGCUCUUGGGAGCUCUCAUCUGCGCUGUACUUCUCGCCCCUGGGGAAGAAGGUUCACUCAGAGACAACCAGCCUCUUGGUCUACAACAACACAGGCACAGCCAUCAAAGACUUCAUCCAGGUGCUUGAAAGCCAAGAUCUCUCAGUGGAGAUAACGAACCAGGAAAAUAUCACAGAGGAGCUAAAACACAACGGGGCAAUCAAAGUGUCUCGCAAAGGUCAGAGCUACAGGUUUACAGUGUUAUGUCAUGUGGAGGCCAUCAACUGCUUCCCAGUGCUUGUGAACGUCAUUAGCAAUGCUCUGCUGGGAGCCCUUAAUUCCACCACUCACAUCCGGAUCUGGAGUCAUCCAUUUUUCUCUAUAGAUAACACACCUUUCUGGGAUUAUUUUCUCUCUGUUUACUUCAUUUACAUGCUGCUGUUAUUCCCUGGUUUUCUUCCUCACUUUGCAAUGGGCUACAUGCAAGAUUACAAGGUGGGAGCUCGUGCCCAGUUGAGGAUCUCAGGGCUCCUUCCCUCAGCAUACUGGUGUGGCCAGGCACUGGUGGACAUCCCACUGAGCUGGCUUCUUCUCCUCUCCAUGUUUGGGCUUCAGCUUGCAAUUCUCAGGAAGACUUCUGUGAUCAUCAACAGCUGCUUCUUGCUGGUCAUAGCUUCUGUUGGCUAUGGAAUCUCCAUCAUUCUCUUCAUCUACUUGAUCUCCUUCGUCUUUCGCAAAGGAUGGAACAGUGAUUUCUGGACUUUUAUCCUGAUAGUGGUGUGCCUUGUUUCGUUCAUCAUCGGCAAAAUCCUUGAAUUCGCCGUCGAUGUUUCAGCCUCCCUCUGCGUUCUGUCUCUCUUGAUUCCCAUGUACCCAGUGAUGGGGAUAAUAACCAACUCCAUUAAUUAUUUUAAAGAAGACACUGAGGCAUUUGAUGUGGAACCAACGGGUGACAUACUAACAGCUGUCUUUGCACCUUAUAUCCAUUCAGUGUGUUUCAUUUUUCUCCUCCGAUGUUUGGAGAUGAGAUAUGGAAGAGCAGUUCUGAGGAAGGACCCACUGUUUAGGAUUUCCCCAAGAAGAGAAAUCAGCCACCAGCACGCUGAGGAGGUCGAAGAGGAAGAUGAAGAUGUUAAAGCUGAAAGAGCAGCAGUGAGAAAUGCCAUAGUGGCUCCAAGCCAGGAUGAGAACUCAGUCAUUAUUGUCAGCAAUCUGUGCAAGGAAUACAAAACCAAGGAGGCUGGUUCAGUUUUUAAGAAGAAGAAGAAAAUGGCCACCAAAAAUGUUUCCUUCUGUGUUAAAAAAGGAGAAGUAUUAGGACUUCUGGGGCCCAAUGGAGCUGGUAAAAGCACAGCUAUCAAAAUGAUCAUCGGGGAGACAGAGCUGACUGCUGGGCAGGUGCUGAUGAAGAGGGGAGAUGGAGCAGCCCAGGACCACAUGCCUGCCUUCCUGGGGUACUGCCCACAGGAGGAUCCGCUCUGGCCAGACCUCACUGUGCACCAGCACCUGCAGGUCUACGCGGCUGUGAAAGGGGUGUGCAAGGAGGAUACAGCUGCUGUUGUCAACAGGAUAGUGAAUGCUCUGCAGCUUCAAGGCUACUUAAAAAAAACACCCAGGAAACUAUCUGCUGGGAUAACCAGAAAGCUGUGCUUUGCAGUGUCUGUGCUGGGCAACCCUGAGGUCCUGCUCCUGGACGAGCCAACAACAGGCAUGGAUCCCAAUGGGCAGCGCUGUGUCUGGAAAAUGAUUCGUGCUGCCCUGAAAACCAAGGAGACAGGAGCCAUCCUGACAACACACUACACAGAGGAGGCAGAGGCGGUGUGUGACCGUGUGGCCAUCGUGGUGUCCGGGCAGCUACGCUGCAUUGGCUCCAUUCAGUACCUGAAGAACAAAUUUGGCAAAGGCUAUGUACUGGAAAUUAAGGUCAAGGAUGCAGAGUGCACUGAUCUUCUCCAUGCUGAGAUUUUGAGGAUUUUCCCAGGUGCAGCCCGUCAGGAACGGUUCCCAUCUUUGCUAGUCUAUAAGGUCCCAAUGGAAGAUGCACUGCCCUUAUCUCAGUCUUUCUUCAAACUAGAGGAAGCCAAACGAAACUUCAACCUUGAGGAGUACAGCUUCUCUUUGAAUACUUUGGCUCAGGUUUUCUUGGAACUCUCCCGAGAGCAGGAGAAGGAGAAUCUGGAUCUGGCUUUGGAUGGGACUUUUGAGUGGAAACAUCUGCAGCAGGAGGACUGUUAAAAAUGCUCAUUUACACAUUACUUAGUAUUAAGCUACCCAAUGUGAUACUGCACAUAUCUCCUGCCAUUAUCAGCUCACCACGAAGAGGAGGAGCAGGCUCUGCCUUUCCAGUGAGCGUUGGCUGAGGGCUCCUCUCUGAUGCAGAAGACAUUCCACCUGGACUCUGUAGGUUGUCUAUGCUGAGCUCUACUGCAAGUUGUAUUUCCAAAGCCUGAUUGAUGAAAUUGUGCCUGCACUGGUGAGAGCUCUUGUCAAGCAGAGGGACAGAAAGGCCUGCAGAAAGAAAGGUCAUAACUCAUCCCUGGGGACUGAGGUUCUGCUUUGCUCACUGGAUCUGGGUGCAUCAGGGAAUCUGGACAUGCUGCCAGCCUUCUGGGCUCCUCUCUCACCAAUGUGUGGGACUAUUUGCCUACAACAUGUUUAAAUACAUCUUAUUGAAAUUUGCACUUUAUUUUUAUACCCCUCCAAUAAAUGUCUCUAUAGAA
Molecule: messenger RNA, 5519 nt
Organism: Colius striatus (speckled mousebird)
Lineage: Eukaryota; Metazoa; Chordata; Aves; Coliiformes; Coliidae
Product: ATP-binding cassette sub-family A member 10-like
Exons: 39
Coding region: 154-5034 (1626 amino acids)
Biological process (GO): lipid transport; transmembrane transport
Cellular component (GO): intracellular membrane-bounded organelle; membrane
Molecular function (GO): ATP hydrolysis activity; lipid carrier activity; ATP binding
Source: RefSeq, a predicted model, not a curated record